UGUUUUGACAUCUCCGCAGCUCCGCCCUCGGCCGCCACGCCCGGCCCUGCGGGGGUCUCAUUCCCGCCUGCGGCUCCGAGCCGCGGCUCCUCCUUUUCGCCGUUCUCGGCGCCCCGCUCCGUUCCCGCCCCGCGGUGCGGCUCGGGUGAUUUGCGCCCUUUUCUCGCACCGCUCCUUUCUCUCCCGAACUGCGCUCGGACGAACCCAGGAGCGCCGGAAAGCGGCUUCGCAAAGCCGGCCGCGCCGAUGGCGGCGGAGCCCUGCGGCGCUCGAGGCGGGGGGACGCGGGCGGCGGAGCGGGCGGCAGCCCGAAUCCCAACCGCAGCCGGAGCCGCGCCAGCCGCGCGCGGCGCUGCCGGUAGGAACCAAAGCUCCCGCUCGGCGUUGCCACACAGAAUUGCGUCCCCCCGCCGCGGCCCAGCGGCGCUCCCGGCCCGGCCGCGGGGAUGGAGGCGAAGGAGCUGCAGGAGCGGCUGCGGGAGGCGGCGGCGCUGGGGGACGCCGAGGAGGUGCGGCGGUUGCUGGCGCUGGGCGUCAGCCCCAACGCGCAGAACGAAGUCAACGGCUGGACGUGCCUGCACUGGGCCUGCAAGCGGAACCACGCGGCGGUGGUGGCCCAGCUGCUGCUCUGCGGAGCAGAUAAGGAGAUCCUCAGCAGGAAGGGGGAGCGGCCGGCCCAGCUGACGUCCCACAAGGAGAUCCGCAGGAUGCUGGGAGUGGAAGAGGAUGAACUCCCAGAUGUAACAACCGAUUCGGAGCUGCCCAUCAUCCCUAACUACCUGGCUAACCCACCUUUCCCAUACGUUUAUAACUCCAUGAGCAGCAGCCUCCCGGAGCCCCCUGUCAACGGCAGUGCGUCCCACGGGGAACGGCAGAGCUCUGCCUCCUCCCUGCCGCCCGCUGCACAGCUGUGUGUGCGGCCGUCGGCGCGCGGUGAGGACGCGGCUCCCGCUGUGUGUGCCGGCUUGCGGUGCUCCGGGGCCGCAGCUCAGAGCGCGCUGCUCCAGGCUCCGUGGGGCACAGCUCCUCCUUCCCCUGCCGGACCGCAGCAGCCCGGAGCUCCACUGGGCAGCAGCUCCUGCGCGGGGCCCAUGCCGACCUUCCAGCCCGUGUUCUUCACAGGAGCUUUUCCACUUAAUAUGCAAGAACUGGUGCUUAAAGUUAGAAUACAAAACCCUAGUCUUAAAGAAAAUGACUUCAUUGAAAUUGAGCUGGACAGACAAGAGCUGACCUAUAAGGAACUGCUCCGAGUGAGUUGCCAUGAGCUGGGUGUUAACCCUGAACACGUACAGAAGAUCAGAAAAUUACCAAACACAAUGCUAAGAAAGGACAAAGAUGUGGCAAGGCUACAGGAUUUCCAAGAACUGGAACUUGUUCUGACAGUAAGCGACAAAAACUUCCCUUUCAGAGCCCCAGCACUUUCCGAACAGAGUGGUUAUAACAAGAAGGCAUCAGAACUGACCUAUUAAUCAUUUAAAGAAUAAAACAAACUAUUUCUAUCUCUCAUUUUAAAAUUACAUUUGAAAUACGGUAUCUCUAAGGGCUAACGAUGUGAAGAAAAAAAAUCUAUUUUGUUAACUUUGAAAUAAACUGAAGCUGUUCUGCACUAAA
Messenger RNA from Phasianus colchicus (ring-necked pheasant), 1611 nucleotides. It is a transcript of the gene ANKRD40, whose product is annotated as ankyrin repeat domain 40. Gene Ontology annotation, molecular function: protein binding. Lineage: Eukaryota; Metazoa; Chordata; Aves; Galliformes; Phasianidae. The record is from RefSeq and is a predicted model, not a curated record.